AUGGCACCAUUGACGACCUCUCGAGCACAAGCGAUACCACCACAGGCUUCCAAGACGUUGCGCCACUUCUUGCAUCCCCAUCACCCUCUCCAUGAGGUCUACGUCGCCAAGGAGUUCGAGUGCGAUGGCUGCAACGCCCUCGGCCAUGGAAAGCGAUACCGUUGCUCCGCCUGCACCUUCGACCUCCACGAACGCUGUGCCACGUGCCCCCAGAUGCUCUCCUCCCACCUCCACCCGGCCCACCCGCUCGCCCUCGUCAACCAGUCCCUCGGCAUGGUCUGCGACCUCUGUGGCGAUACCGUUAAUGGCCUGUACUGCACGUGCAGGGCGUGCAGGUUCGACGUCCACCCGCUACGCACGGAGCUGCCAGCGUCGGUGGCGCACGCCGCGCACCCCCACCACCUCCUCACACUCAGGCCUGCGGAGCCACGGAAUUGCGCGGUCUGUCGGCACGUGUGCGGUUCCUGGCGGUACACCUGCGAGCCGUGCCACGUCGACCUCCAUCUGGAGUGCGCGUUCCAAGAGCCAGUGGCAGGUCGCCAGUUCGUAACUGCUCCAGUGUCUACGUAUCAUCACAAGCAGCAUGGUUACGUCGUGGGAGUUCCUUCUGCUUCUCCUUCUUACUGUUACCAAUAUCAACCGGUCAUCUAUCAAACCAUCUAUAAUGCCAUGCCAAUCAACGGCGGAGCGUCAAUGUCCACGAGCGGAAGCGACAACCGGAAGAGGAUUUACUCGAUCCUGGCCACAAUCGCAGCGAAGGUUGUUAUUGGCUCCAUUACUGGGGGUUUCUCCUGCUAA
Molecule: messenger RNA, 798 nt
Organism: Syzygium oleosum
Lineage: Eukaryota; Viridiplantae; Streptophyta; Magnoliopsida; Myrtales; Myrtaceae
Product: protein VACUOLELESS GAMETOPHYTES-like
Exons: 1
Coding region: 1-798 (265 amino acids)
Source: RefSeq, a predicted model, not a curated record